Molecule: messenger RNA, 612 nt
Organism: Sclerotinia sclerotiorum 1980 UF-70
Lineage: Eukaryota; Fungi; Ascomycota; Leotiomycetes; Helotiales; Sclerotiniaceae
Product: endosomal P24B protein
Exons: 4
Coding region: 1-612 (203 amino acids)
Biological process (GO): Golgi organization; protein retention in ER lumen; intracellular protein transport
Cellular component (GO): Golgi apparatus; endoplasmic reticulum; COPII-coated ER to Golgi transport vesicle
Source: RefSeq, a predicted model, not a curated record
AUGCGCUUCUCAACUCCAGCGAUCCUUUUGACAGUCAGCAGUCUUUUUGGGGCUGCUGUAGCUCAUAAUAUUCAACUUGCAGCUCAUGGCAGAGAGUGCUUUCACGAACAACUUCACAAAGAUGAUAAAAUGACGGUCACAUUCCAAGUUGGAGAUAGAGAGUUUGGCAGUGCUGGCAAUUUGGAUAUUGACUUUUGGAUUCAAAACCCUGCCAACGGAUAUGAGGCACAUGAAAGAGCUGUAUCUAAUGGGGAUCACUCCUUUACUGCCAAUCACGAUGGCAAAUACUUAUACUGCUUCAGCAAUGAGCAUUGGUCGGCAACUAGCAAGGACGUAUCUUUCAAUGUUCACGGCAUUGUCUAUGUACCAGAGGCUGAAGCUCCAUCGGAUCCUCUAGAGGCAGAAGUUCGACAAUUGUCCGAGCUCCUUGCUCAAGUGAAGGAUGAACAAUCAUACAUUGUAGUGCGCGAGAGAACUCAUCGAAACACAGCAGAGAGCACAAACGGCAGAGUCAAGUGGUGGAGCAUCUUCCAGAUGUUAGUUCUGGUUGGUGAAGGUAUCUUCCAAGUCUGGUGGUUGAAACGAUUCUUCGAGGUCAAACGCGUUGUUUAA